GGUCUGCUGUAGCCCCGCCCCCUGUCUUUGAAACGUCUACAGCGCCAAAGUUUUGUGGUACCUGGACGGGAAGAUGAACUCCGUUACGGAGGAGCCGCAGUGGAGGAAAGUUCACUCCGUGACCGGGGUCAUACCGCGCUCCAGACACGGACACCGAGCAGCCGCUAUCCGGGAGCUCAUUAUUGUUUUCGGCGGCGGGAACGAGGGAAUAGCGGAGGACCUGCAUGUCUACAACACGGUGUCGAGGCAGUGGUUUCUCCCUGCAGUCAGAGGAGACAUCCCACCCGGCUGUGCUGCACAUGGCUUCGCCUGCGAAGGUACCCGGAUCCUGGUCUUUGGCGGCAUGGUCGAGUUUGGAAAGUACACCAACAGCCUCUAUGAACUUCAGGCGAGCCGCUGGCUGUGGAAGAAGCUGAAGCCGAGGGCGCCCAGGACCGGGGCGCCUCCGUGUCCCAGGAUCGGACACAGCUUCACACUCGUGGGGAACAAGUGUUACCUGUUUGGAGGUCUGGCCAAUGAUAGUGAGGACCCCAAUGGAAAUGUCCCCAGAUAUUUGAGGGAUUUCUAUGAGCUGGAGCUGCAGGCAGUGUCAGGGGCUCGGGGCUGGAACAUACCGGACACUAAAGGCGGCGGUCCCUCUGCACGCGAGUCCCACACCUCAGUUGGCUACACCGGCCUCGGCUCCCCGAAGCUCUACAUCUUUGGAGGGAUGCAAGGCUGCCGGCUGGACGACCUCUGGCAGCUUGACCUCGACACGAUGGUUUGGUCGAGGCCUGAAAUACGAGGGUCCGUACCGCGUCCCAGAAGUCUCCACUCAGCCAACGUCAUUGGAAACAAGAUGUAUGUUUUUGGGGGCUGGAUUCCUGUUCCAGAGUCACAGAAACACAGCAGCGCUUCAGGAGCCGAAUGGAUCUGCACCAGCUCCUUGAGUGUUCUGAACUUAGACACAAUGAGCUGGCAGGACCUCGACCCAGAGCAGCCGGACGACCUGGAGUCCCAGCUGCCGAGGGAUCAGGGGCCUCAGACCGACGACCCGUACGCCUGCCGGCCCCGGGCCAGAGCCGGACACUGCACCGCCACCAUCGGGUCCAGGCUUUACCUCUGGAGCGGGCGCGAUGGGUACCGGAAGAGCUGGAACUACCAGGUGUGCUGCAAAGACCUCUGGUACCUGGAGACAGAACCACCAGCCACUCCGGAGCCGGUGCUACUGGUCAAAUCCACAGUCAGCCUGCUCCACGUGGCGUGGCGCCCCCUGGCGGCAGCAGACAGCUACAUCCUUCAGGUCCAGCCCGCUCGUCCGGCAGCCGGCUGCCCGCCUGGCAGGGCAGCCAAUCCAAACGGAGCAGAUGGGCAGAACGGACUGCAGUCAGUCCAGCGUCAGAACGAAGGAAGCGCUCAUCGCGAGGAGAAAUCGUCGGCCCAGGAUGCUGGCGCUCUGCAGGACGCCUCUAACCAACCUGCGAGUGAAUCGGUAGAGCUGCAGUGUCAGGGAGGGAGGGGCGCGGCGAGGGACUCGCAGGACGACCUCCAACGCCACGCUGCAAAACAGGAGACCUCAGCAGCGGAGGUCAGCAGCUCCGCUCAGCAGCAGACAGACAGCAGAACUGUUCCACGUGACAAGACAGCAGAUUUCUACUCCCACUCAGAGCAGAAUCGCCUUGACGAUGCGUGGUUCGAUGUUGGCGUGUUCAAAACGCUCUACUCGGAGGUCAGGCACUACUUUUUACCCGCUGACGGCGACCAGGUGACUUCAGCCGCCAGCAGUCGCCUCGCAAGUGUAAAAGAGCCUCUGGCUCAGCGGCGGCCGCAGGACUACCAGAGCCGGGAGAAGCAGGAGCUGUGCCCGGGUCAGACCUACAGGUUCAGAGUGGCCGGGGUCAACUGCUUCGGCCAGGGAGGCUUCAGCCCAGUGAGCGAGUUCAAGACCUGCCAGCCCGGCUUCCCUGGAGCGCCCUCUGCUGUCAAAAUCGCCAAGGCCGCCGACUCGGUCCACAUCACCUGGGAGGCGCCGACGUCGUCCUCCGGCCGGAUCGUGGAGUACUCCAUGUACAUGGCGGUGAGGAAGAGCCGCGCCGGCAGCUCGGAGCGGCCGGGUCAGAUGGCCUUCAUCCGGAUUUACCGCGGCACCAAGAUGUCCUGCUCGGUGAGCUCCGCCCACCUGGAAAACGCCCACAUCGACACCACCGCCUCCAACCGGCCGGCCGUCGUCUUCCGCAUCGCCGCCAAGAACGAGCAGGGCUACGGUCCGGCCACGCAGAUCCGAUGGAUUCAAGAUCCCUGUAAAGUGCGAUCCGGAGACAGCAGCAUGGAGGCGGACCAGGACGCUGCUGACAGCUCCAGUUGAUGAAUUUUUCCACUGGUGACCCUCCGAACAGGAGGGAAACCCAAACACUCAGGAAGCUGACUCCGUUUGCCUCUCAAAACUUGUAUAUUUCCUAUAAAGUUUUGUUAAUUUAUAUUUUAUGGACUCGCUUAAUUAUUACUCUGUAAAUACAGACGCAUUUUAAGAGGUUGCCGAACCACAUGUUUAUUUUAAUUACCAAAUAUUUGAAAACUUACUGUUGUGUCAUAUUAUGAAAAUUUAAUUACAUGUAACCUUUUAAAUAUUAGCAGUUCAUUUUUAUUUAAUUGAAAUACAAUCCUCAGAAGAUUUUAAAAGUAACUUACAAUCGGUCCCGCUCGUGCAGCAAGUGUAUGAAAUCCAGCUUGACUGUGUGUUUUGUCUUUCAUAACCGCUGUGUGUGUGUGUGUCCAUUACAUGCCUGCAGCACCUCCUCUUGUUUGCAUUGUCAUCGAAGCUUCUCUCCCUCUUGAGUGUGUCCGUUCAUCUUCAGUCCAAUUACAGGCCUGUGCAAACAGGAUGAAAAAUAAAGGCGUCCUUUCAUGAAUGAUUGAUCAAUUUAUCCCUCCUUUUUCAUAAACAAUGAGACACGUGAGGGGAAAACGCUAAAGGUCACACCACUGCUGACUUAUUUACGGCUCAUUUAGUGAACGACAAAUCGUUGUCCUUUUUUUAUUUCAUGUUUGAACUCUUAAGAAACUGAGAUCACAGAGAGCACUCUUCGCCUUCUUCUAAUUGUUUUACUGGACUGCUUGUUGUACUUUUAUUGUUUUUAGUUGUAAUUUUUACACUUUGCUGGUUUGUCAUGUAGGUCUGAAUAGACCCUCUGGCCAUGUGUUUACACUCCUGCUGUGAGCAAUGCGUUUGAAGAUUAACGUCGAUGGAAUUGGCACAUCUGUCUGUUGCAUCCAGUUAGAUUUAUUGCCAGUCUGACCAGUAAUAAAGAACGUU
Molecule: messenger RNA, 3292 nt
Organism: Salarias fasciatus (jewelled blenny)
Lineage: Eukaryota; Metazoa; Chordata; Actinopteri; Blenniiformes; Blenniidae
Gene: hcfc2
Product: host cell factor C2
Exons: 17
Coding region: 74-2344 (756 amino acids)
Biological process (GO): regulation of DNA-templated transcription; chromatin remodeling
Cellular component (GO): histone methyltransferase complex
Molecular function (GO): protein binding; transcription coactivator activity
Source: RefSeq, a predicted model, not a curated record